AUGCCUGGACUCGUUCUCACCGAAGAACAGAUUGCUCACUUUGAUCGAGAAGGAUAUCUCGUCCUUCGAGUUCAUGAGCAUGGCCUGAUCGAUCCGGCCACAAUCAAGCAAUGGGUAUGAUCGAUACAGCCGGCUAGCAUUAUCAUCGGACAAAAGCUAAGAUUUGCAACGGACUGCUGAAGUGCGCGACCUGCCCCGAGAGAAUGGAAAGUGGAUGCCCUACGAUGAAAUCACCGAAUCAGGCGAGCGCCAACUCAUGCGUACCGAGAACUUCGUUGACUUCCAUGAGGGCUUCUCCUCCCUGCUCCACGGGCCAUGUCUCAAUAACAUUCUCAAGCAGGUCACUCGGGACGACAUGCUGCUCUUCAAGGACAAGAUCAACUACAAGCUCCCGGGCGGCAAUGGAUUCCGCGCACAUCUGGAUGCUCCGGCGUAUGACCAUAUUGGCGAGAUAGAGCACACGACCGCCAAUCUUGCCGUCGAUGCCGCAACCAUGGCCAAUGGAUGUGUCGAGGUUGUCCCAGGCUCGCACCGAAUGCAGGUCGAUGUGGCCGAGCGAGGACGAAUCAGUGAUGACUGGGUCGCUGCUCACACUUGGAUACCGGUCGAACUGGACUCUGGAGAUUUGCUCGUGUUUGGCUCUCAUCUCGCACAUAAGUCUGCUCCGAACAGGACUGAAACGCCGCGGGCGAGUGUGUAUGCUACUUUCCACACCAAGACUGACGGAGAGGACUUGAGGGCCAGGUAUUACGCCGACCGGAGGAAGAACUUCCCACCAGACCACGAAAGGAUACCCGGAAAGGACUAUAGAGCCGGAGUGAAGCGAUACGCGUUUGCGGCGCCGUUCACCAAGGUGGAAGGGGCGACGGCUGUUGGGCACCUGCCGGUGGCGUAA
This is a messenger RNA of Lecanosticta acicola, 895 nucleotides long. Lineage: Eukaryota; Fungi; Ascomycota; Dothideomycetes; Mycosphaerellales; Mycosphaerellaceae. The record is from the annotation of a GenBank genome assembly.